Molecule: messenger RNA, 429 nt
Organism: Magnolia sinica
Lineage: Eukaryota; Viridiplantae; Streptophyta; Magnoliopsida; Magnoliales; Magnoliaceae
Exons: 1
Coding region: 1-429 (142 amino acids)
Source: RefSeq, a predicted model, not a curated record
AUGAAGGCCAACCCGGAGCAUCGAGACAAACACAAGUAUUGUCGUUUUCAUCGGGAUCACGGCCAUAACAUAGCCGAUUGCGUGGACCUCAAGGAUGAGAUCAAGACCCUUAUCUGUAAAGGACACCUGCGUAGAUAUGCUAAGGGAGAAAGAGCUGCUCGGAAAGAAGAGCGAGAGCGAGAACAGCUGAAUAACACCACGGAAGAGCCAGCUGAAAUCCGCACCAUCUCGGGGGCUCAUCCGGUGGAGGAGAUUCAAACCGGGCUCGAAAAGCCUACUCUCGGAAGUCUGACUUUCAUGGAAGAAGAUGCAUGCAGAAUCCAGCACUCGCACGAUGACGCCGUAGUAGUUACUAUGACCAUAGUGAACCGCAAGGUGUACCGCAUCUUAGAUCAACACCAGAAGCUCGAUCGACGUAAUCUAUUCUGA